Messenger RNA from Fusarium sp. VM40, 1614 nucleotides. The record is from the annotation of a GenBank genome assembly. Lineage: Eukaryota; Fungi; Ascomycota; Sordariomycetes; Hypocreales; Nectriaceae.
AUGGUUGGUGUCCCGGGUAGGUCCAAAGGCUGCAUCACAUGUCGGAAGCGCAAAAAAGGGUGCGAUAAGAAGGCUCCCUUUUGCGGCCAAUGUCUCGCCUUGGGCAUUGUGUGUGAAGGCUACGACCGCCAGCAGAUUUGGCUCAACAGCCAAGGGUCCAAACAAACCAUAUAUUCACCAGAGUCGAAAAGCGCUUCACCCGAGUCUGAGUCUAGUUCGCGCGGUUCUCCGUCUGGUGUAGUAUUACAAGAUUCACUGGUGAGGACAGCCAGAGCUCAAAAGUUCACCGGCCUUUUCUGGUCGGAUUAUCUUUCUGGCGGAAACGGGUUCUCACUGAAAGCAUCCGGCACCACAGGUACUCAGUGGAUGAGACUUUACGAGAACUUGAGCGAGAUAGAACCCACUCUUCAAUAUGUGGCUAUGGCAUUGAGUACCGCUACGCUCGGCGCAAAUAACAAUGAUACCCAGCUCAAGCGCAAGAGUCAACAGGCGUAUGGUUUGGCGCUACAGCAGAUGGUCACUUCUCUUGAGUCCCAAUCGCGGAACAAGGACGGGAUCCUUGCUGCUAUUCAGCUGAUGCGUAUUUACGAACAAUUAUUCGGCACAGACUCUACCAAAGAUCACACAAACUCCCGUGUUUCGCAGGUCAAGGGCUUUAGCAAGCACAUCGACGGUGAAACUGCUCUUAUCCUUACUCGUGGACCUAGUGAUGCUUGGUCCUCAACUGGACGCCAACUGCUAGCGGAUGGCCGUUUGACUUUAAUCAAUGCAUACACAUCCAGACGAAAGAGAUCACCGUUCAGCAGAGGCCAAUGGAAACGGUCACAACUAUGGCGUUCUGUGAGCGAUUCACCUCUCAACAAACUCAUCAAUAUUUUAGUUGAAGUGCCCGGUCUGCUAGAGGACUUGGACACAUUUCGACAAGCUUCAAAUACAGAAGAAGCCAUAGAGCUUCAUAGUGCGCUUUUGGCAAAGUGUCGAGCUUGUGAGAUAGAAUUGAUAACGUGGGAGGUGGAGGUUGGCGACAUACUUACCAUCUACGAUUAUACCUUGGCCAGAGAGCCGCUGCCACUCCCUAGAUUUGACGACGACCUUGCGGUGAUCUAUUUGAGCUGCUACCAUUGGAUGACCUGCCUCAUGGUUUACUCCACGAUAGGUUUCUGCGAACUCGAGGACCCAAGUACCGAGAGAAAACUCUCUCCAAUGGAUUGUCCAUCUCAACAAGUCGCUACAUCUUAUGCCUACCGAAUCGCGCAUGCGGUGCAUCUGCUGUUCCAACCUCCAGCCGGGGACUACAGCUCUGUGGCUGUGUUCUUCCCUUUUGGAAAUGCUCUACGGUAUUUGAUCAUGACGGAAACAUACGGAGAUCAGACAGCAAUGAGCAGUGAGCGGUUGUUGCUUGUUGAGAUAUUCACACGGCCGUUUAUGGGGAGUUUUGUGGGAAGGUUCCUGGGGAAUUUGCAGGCUGAUGAUGGUAUUGAUUAUGGAUAUCCUAUCGGAUGGCUUUUGGGAAUGAGGGGCGUUGAGUAUCGCGCGAGGGUCUGGUGGUGUGGAAGACAGGCAGCUGGCCUGCCGGAGAUAACUACAGAAGAUCCGUGUCGCCCACGAGAAUGA